UCAGAGGAAUCAGGGAUGAUGAGAAAGAGAAAAGCCAAUGUUGAUCUUUCGCCCAUUGAGAUAGAGCAAGAGAUGGGGAAGGAGGCGGGCAAAUAGGGAGCGGACGAGCCGUUGAGUCGGAAAGCUCGUCUAUUUCACGCACCUGGAUUGAGCUGUUGCAUCAUAUCGAUGUUGGUUAGUCGAACAAAGCUGAACGUGGAUGCCAUCAAAGCCGGUCUAGAGCACCCGCCGUAUCCUCACUUCUCCGACGUCCUGGUCAUGGAUGACGAAAAGCGAGGGGAGAUGAAAUGGCGGAAAACCAAGAUCGAUGUGGAUAACCACGUGAUCGUCCCGCGUAUAGACUGUGACAACGUCGAAUCUCCGGACAAGUUCGUGGAGGACUACGUUGCGAACCUCACAAUGAACCCCAUGGACCUGUCCAAGCCACUUUGGGAGCUCCAACUCCUCAACCUAUCGACCUCCGAUGCCGAGGCAGUCAUCAUCCUCUGCACUCAUCACUCCAUCGGCGACGGCGCAUCCCUCAUGUCCUAUCUCUUCGCCAGCUCUCACCAGAAACCAUCUCUGCCUCAUAAGUCUUCACUUAAGGACAAGAAAGAAAUCUAGAACGUCGGUUUUCGCAAGAGGA
Messenger RNA from Rhodamnia argentea, 625 nucleotides. RefSeq names its product wax ester synthase/diacylglycerol acyltransferase 2-like. Gene Ontology annotation, biological process: triglyceride biosynthetic process. Gene Ontology annotation, cellular component: plasma membrane. The transcript has 2 exons. The record is from RefSeq and is a predicted model, not a curated record. Bases 169 to 603 code for a protein of 144 amino acids. Lineage: Eukaryota; Viridiplantae; Streptophyta; Magnoliopsida; Myrtales; Myrtaceae. Gene Ontology annotation, molecular function: long-chain-alcohol O-fatty-acyltransferase activity; diacylglycerol O-acyltransferase activity.